Drosophila kikkawai is the source of this 1970-nucleotide messenger RNA. RefSeq names its product Peptidoglycan recognition protein LF (gene PGRP-LF). Lineage: Eukaryota; Metazoa; Arthropoda; Insecta; Diptera; Drosophilidae. The record is from RefSeq and is a predicted model, not a curated record. Gene Ontology annotation, biological process: peptidoglycan catabolic process. Gene Ontology annotation, molecular function: zinc ion binding; N-acetylmuramoyl-L-alanine amidase activity.
GCUCAGUUGGUAUUGGGCUUUCGUCUGGAGAGGAUUGGCUGGCCCAUAACACACAUCUCAAGAUGCAGAAACCCGCGCAAAGGGCUCUCCCAGAAGAGCAGGAAACCAUUGUGAAGCGGUUGCCCCGCGAACUACUCUAUCUAUGUGCCAUUCUUCUAAUGCUUGUCGCUCUCGUGGCGGGCUAUUCCCUGUGGAUGAUGUCCCACUCUGCGAACGCCGCAAACAAAGGCCUGCACAUACUCGAUCGCAGCGAAUGGCAGGGGGAACCACCGAGUGGAAAGUACCCGCACCUUCAGCUGCCUGUAUCCAACGUGAUUAUCCACCAUACAGCGACCGAAGGUUGCGACCGGGAGGACGUAUGCAUAUAUCGAAUGCAGAUUAUUCAAACCUUUCACAUGAAAUCCCUUGGCUGGCCGGACAUUGGCUACAAUUUCCUAGUGGGCGGCGAUGGUCAAAUCUAUGUGGGAAGAGGUUGGCACAUUCAGGGCCAGCACGUCAAGGGCUAUGGUGCCAUAUCCAUUAGUAUAGCUUUCAUUGGAACCUUUGUCAACAUGGAGCCGCCAUCCUGCCAGGUUGAGGCUGCCAGGCGAUUGAUGGAGGAGGGAGUGCGACUGCAUAAACUGCAUCCGGAUUAUCAUAUCUACGCUCAUAGGCAAGUCAGUCCCACGGAAAGUCCCGGCCAGAAACUUUUUGAAAUGAUGCAGCACUGGCCGCGCUACACACCGGAUAUAACGUCGUUGCGUCGCCUCAGCAAUGACACAUUGAAGUUUGUGACUCGACCUUAUUGGCUAGCCCAGCCUCCAAGUCAUUCUCUAGAACCCUUAAGGCCACCCGUCAGAACUGUGAGAUUCGAGACCACCAACAUCCCAGCUUGUACCACCCAGGCCGAGUGCACUUUCCGGGUGCGAAUGCUGCAAACGCUUCACAUGGAAGCCUCUGGUUAUAAGGACAUCAACUUUAACUUUGUGGUGGCCGGCGAUGGCAACAUCUAUGUGGGCAGGGGCUGGGAUCACAGCUGCCAGUCCUUUAGCAGCGAGGGUUCUCUUUCCAACAACCUAAUAAUAGGCUUUGUGGGACACUCGCCAAGCAAUAAGAAGCUGGCUUUGGAACUACUACAACAGGGCAUAAAACUGGGUCAUAUAAGCCAGGAUUAUACUCUGAUAGACCCGGAAUCAGACUCAGACUCGGAGAAAUCAUAGAAGCCGGGAGGGAUUAAAUGCAAGUGCCAUCUCGCAAAGUGAUACUAGUCUUAAAUAUUACUAUAAAAUAUCGAAUUUCUUAACUCAAUUUAAACUAGGGAUUAAAAUCGAGAUAUAAUCGAUAUAUAUAUCUAUAAAUAUAUCGCGCUCAAUAGAAUAUCGAAAAUAUCUAACAUUUCAUAUAUCGAAUUUUAGAAUAUCACAAAUGUUUAGAUUUAUCUUUUAAAUCUAUAUUUAUCAAAAAAUAUAAGAAUAAUUUUAGUUUAUGUAUUUUUCCUUUUUUUCGAUUAAAUUAGUUCAAUAUUUAAAACAAAAUUUCGAUUUAUCGCAACGUUAAAAUAUCGUUUUUCGCGUUAAAUAUCGAUAAAUUAUCGUUACCAUAUCAAUGUUUGUAACUCAUUUAAAAACUCUGUUGUAUUUAUAGAAAUAAACAUGCCUUUAUUGAGUUUUAACAACUUGUUGCUCUCUUUUUUGAUAUCUCAAUCGAACGAUGACUACUGCUAAUAUAUUUUUGAAAAACAGAUUGCGAUGUACGUGGUUUGAUUUCAACUUAACGAUAUAUACAGACUACAGACACACUUUGUGCUUACAACAAUUGGCUAAACGAAAUUCGUAAUUUGGAAAUUUUGGAACGCGACUACAUAAAACUUAGAAAAUUAGGCUACGGUUAGUGAGACAAUCCUGCAGUUAAAAAGGACUCAGGAUUAGUGAUCCAAGAUGCGCAUAUUGCCGGACACGAUCUUGUUCUCUAGAAUGGCACCGGCGGGUAUA